Neoarius graeffei (lesser salmon catfish) is the source of this 7867-nucleotide messenger RNA. Its product is annotated as NACHT, LRR and PYD domains-containing protein 3-like. The transcript is spliced from 9 exons. The record is from RefSeq and is a predicted model, not a curated record. Lineage: Eukaryota; Metazoa; Chordata; Actinopteri; Siluriformes; Ariidae. Gene Ontology annotation, molecular function: protein binding. The coding region runs from base 241 to 2766 and encodes 841 amino acids.
UUUACAGAAGUGAAAGUGUUUCUCCUUCAGCCUCGGCGCCAUUUUGUUGUUGUUUGGAGAAAAUAAUAAAACUAAAGAAAAACUGCAACUCCAGGCAGAAGCGGUGAGAUGAAUGAAGCCCAGCAUGGAGUGCUGAGUAAAAGAGCAUCAUUUAUUCAACUCAUGAGUAAUUCAAGAGAUCCGCGUCUUCAGGAAUCAGCAGUGAGUCCAUGAGCUGUGUCCGUACGCUAAUAUUCAAAAAUGGAGAGCUGUGAUCUGGACACAGAUAAUGUGACCCCACCCUCAGAAAAGCGUGAACUCCAGAGAAAGAGAUCAGACUCCCCAGAACCCAGCUGUGUCUCCAUGAAGAGCGAUCGGUCUAUGGAUCUUCCUUUGGAGUUUAAAAAUAGAGACUCCUCACCUGUACAUAGUGAACUCCAGAGAAAGAGAUCAGACUCCCCAGAACCCAGCUGUGUCUCCAUGAAGAGUGAUGCGUCUAUGGGUCGUCCUUUGAAGUUUAAAAAUAGAGACUCCUCACCUGUACACAGUGUUUUACAGAAGGCAGGAGACAGAAGAGAAAAGAUCUUCAUCACAGAUACAGGACACGCCCCAGAAUCUCCUGCUGUAAAGGAAUUCCAGAAAAAGUUCAGAUUAAAUCUGAAGGAGAAGUUUCAGUGUUUAAAUGGAGUGGUGAUAAAGCAGGAAAACCGAGUGCUCCUGAAUGAGAUCUACACCGAGCUCUACAUCACAGAGGGAGACAGUGGAGACGUCAAUAAAGAACAUGAGGUGAGACGGAUCGAGGCAGCGUCCAGGAGAAAAACAACAGAGGAAACACCAAUCAAAUGCAGCGACAUCUUUAAGCCCUUAUCUGAAGAAGACGAACCCAUCAGAACUGUAGUGACAAAGGGCGUGGCUGGUAUCGGAAAAACAGUCUCUGUACAGAAGUUCAUUGUGGACUGGGCUGAAGGGAAAGCAAAUCAGGACGUCCCCCUCAUAUUUCCACUUCCUUUCAGAGAGCUGAAUCUGAUAAAGGACCAAAAACUGAGUCUGAUGGAGCUCCUUCAUGUCUGUUUUAAGGAAACAAAAGAAACCGAAAUGUCCAGGUUGGAAAAGGUUCUGUUCAUUUUUGAUGGAUUGGAUGAGUGUCGUUUCCCUCUGGAUUUCCAGAACACAGUGAGAGUGUGUGAUGUAACUGAAUCAGCAUCAGUGUGUGUGCUGCUGAUAAACCUGAUCAAAGGGGAUCUGCUUCCCUCUGCUCUCAUCUGGAUCACCUCCCGACCAGCAGCAGCUGAUCAAAUCCCCUCUGAGUACGUCCAUCGAGUCACAGAGGUACGAGGGUUCAGUAACCCCCAGAAGGAGGAGUACUUCAGGAAGAGGGUCAGUGAUCAGAGCCUGGCCGAGAACAUCAUCACACACCUGAAGUCAUUAAGAAGCCUCUACAUCAUGUGUCACAUCCCAGUCUUCUGCUGGAUUUCAGCUGCUGUUCUCGAGAGAAUGUUGGGUGAAGCAGAGAGUGGAGAGAUCCCCAAGACUCUGACUCAAAUGUACACACACUUCCUCAUCAUUCAGACAAACGUCAUCAGAGAAAAAUACUCAAAGAAGCAGGAGCGUGAUAAAGAAAUGCUGCUGAAACUGGGAAAACUAGCUUUUGAGCAGCUGAAGAAAGGCAACCUGAUCUUCUAUGAGGAAGACCUGCGAGGGUGUGGCAUUGAUGUGACAGAAGCAGCAGUGUACUCAGGUGUGUGUACGCAGAUCUUCAGAGAGGAGCCUGGGCUUCACCAGAGUAAAGUGUACUGCUUUGUUCAUCUGAGCAUUCAGGAACAUCUCGCAGCUCUGUAUGUGCAUCUGACCUUCAUGAAGGAAAAGAGAAAUGUUCUUGAUCAGGAUAAUUCCUCUACAAGAAAAAUGUAUAAAAAAAUAAGAAAUGUUCUUGAUCAGAUUUGGUCCUUUCAGACAAUUUCAGAUGUACACAGCAGUGCUGUAGAUCAGACCUUAAAAAGUCAGACUGGACAUCUGGAUCUGUUCCUCCGCUUUCUUCUGGGUCUCUCACUGGAGUCCAAUCAGAAACUCUUACAUGCCUUAGUAACACAGACAGGAAGUAGCUUCCAGAGCAAAAAGGAAGCAGUUCAGUACAUUAAGAAGAUGAUCAGUAGAGAUCUUCCUGCAGAAAAAUCCAUCAAUCUGUUCCACUGUCUGAAUGAACUGGGUGAUGAUUCUCUCGUGGAGGAAAUCCAACGCUACCUGAAAUCUGGGAAACGAAGUAAACUCUCUCCUUCACAGUGGUCUGCUCUGGCGUUUGUGUUACUGACUUCAGCACAGGAGCUGGAGGAGUUUGACCUGAGGAAAUAUACCAGUACAGAGAAGAUAACACAUGAGGUUCUUGUGAAGGUGAUGCCUGUGAUUGCAGCAUCCAGAAAAGCAGUGUUGCGGGAUUGUGGUGUCUCAGAUGAAGACUGUGCUGCUCUGAGUUCAGCUCUGAGAUCAAACCCCUCACACCUGAGAGAACUGAGUCUGUCCUUUAAUAAACUCGGAGACUCAGGAGUGAAGCGUCUCUGUGCUGGACUGGAGAAUCCUCACUGUAAACUGGAGACACUGGGGUUGCGGGAUUGUGGUGUCUCAGAUGAAGGCUGUGCUGCUCUGAGUUCAGCUCUGAGAUCAAACCCCUCACACCUGAGAUACCUGAAUCUGUCCUCUAAUAAUCUCGGAGACUCAGGAGUGAAGCGUCUCUGUGCUGGACUGGAGAAUCCUCACUGUAAACUGGAGACACUGAGAUGCUGGCCUGGAUGACCUGACGGCUUCUGCUGAGUUGCCUUGUUCUGCAGAGGCCACUGUGUUGCCUGGACCGGUCAGUAGCAGGGCAGGUAGGGUGCUUAGAGCGCCUGGUCAUUUGAGUGAUUUUGUUGUUUACUGAUUGUGCAUUUGUGACAAGUUGUUCCGUGAUCUUGUCAGCAUAGGCGGUUUUAAACGGGGGCCGGGGGGGCCAGUGCCCCUGUAAAAUUGCUCCUGGCCCCUGUUAUGGCCCCUGUGCUGAACAGAUAAUAAGCUUUAUUAAUUUCAAUGUGCGCUGGCUCAAAGAUCGGAACUGACAUGACGGAGUGUUCUACACGGACUCCUUAAAGUGCUACACGCACACUGUUACCUGCAGCAGAAAGACCAGCAGCAGCGUGAAUUGUAAACUUCAGACGUGAGAGAUAACAGCUGCAGCCCUGCAAGAACUAGGCUAUUGCAAAGGGGCGAAGGUAAGGAAAAUUAUUCAAUUUUGUAACAUCAGUGUUUGCACAUAUCCGUGUUUUACUGUUGUUGUUCACUACAAUAAUAAAUACGUUUUAUUGCGCUUUCUUAAAAGUGCGUUGCACAGCAAUAAGUAGCCUAACUUUUAAUAUUUUUGGGAAAUGGGUAAAAUAACCGACAGUGUUUAACCUUCUUGUAAAACUCGAAUGGCCUUGUGAUAUGUAGAGGCUACAUUCCUCUCCGUUUACUUUACCCUGGGUGCGCACUACGUCGAUCACGAUCGACCGGUCGAUCUCGAAGGCAGGGAUGGUAGAUCUCAUGAUUGAUAUGUAAAUAUUAAUAUAUUUGUUAUGAAAAUUAAAAAAAAAACCGUUGUGGUCAUUUUUACAUGUAAACAAAUUCGCUUUUUCCCUGAAGCGAAAUGUCAGCCAAGCGCUGCGUCAAAAAAAUUGUUACAUUGGGUUACCAUGACAACCAGCAAAAUGAAACUGCUGGUUUCAAAGAUGCAGCGCCGUAAUUUAGGAAACUUCCGAAACCUCGCCUCGGAGCUGGAGAUGCAAGGGAGGGCGUUUGCGCAACUUAACAGUGCGCGCCACUGAGCAGAUUGAAAUUCUCCAGUCAGAGUUUGAGAAGCGAUUUCAAGGCUUUGCUUUGCUCGAGCCACUAGCUACAUUCAUGUGACACCCAUUUGGGGAAGAUACUGAGGUGGAUUCCCUCGCCUCAAAAGUUGCGGCACUGUUUCAGCUGAACACGUCUGCCGUGGAAGACGAGAUGCUGAUGCUGCAGUCUGACAUCGAGUUGAAGUCCACGGCGCAUGGGCCGUUUUGGAAUUUACUCACGGAGGCGAAGUACCCGAACAUGCGGCAAUGGCACCUCCUUAACCGCAUUGUUCGGCUCCACUUAUUUGUGCGAGUCGGCCUUUUCGCAUAUGAAGAUCAUUAAGUCCAAAUACCGCUCCAGUAUGUCCGACGAUCAUCUCGAGGCCUGCUUGAAGCUCGCAACCAGCAGCUACUGUCCGGACUAUGCAGCCCUCUCUGACUCCCUCCAGUGCCGAUCAUCAUCGGAUUAAGAUCUGAUUUAGGGCCUACAUCAGUAUGCUAUGUAUUAAAGUUGUGCUGUUGCUAAGUUCCACGGUAAAAAAAAAAAAAAAAGAAAGAAAAGAAAAGAAAAGAAAGAAGGAAAAAAAUAUAAAAGAAGGAAAAAUAUUUUUAUAUAAAAUUGUUGUAAAUGUCAAAUCUCUGUCUAUACAAAAGUCAAUUGAUGUGAACAAAAAUGUUUUGGGGUUUACAAUGCCUGUCUGGAUGCAUUUAACUUUUUUUUCUAAACAUAGCCCUUUUUUUUUUUACAGUGGGCUUGUUUCAUGUUUACAUAUUAGUAGUUUGCGGUUUAUAAAAGUUAACAGUGAUUUGAACAAAAAUAUGUUUAGGAGUACAAAGCUUAUGCAUUUAACAUAAUUUGAAUGUAAAUUUCAGUCACCUUUUUGUAUGCAUGUUUGCAUAUUAUUAAACAAAUUGCAUAUGAAUGUUUAUAAAUGAAAACAAGUGUCAUUAUUGUUAUUAUUAUUAUUAUUAUUAGUAGUAGUAGUAGUAGUAGUAGGCCUAGUAGUAGUAGUAGUAGCAGUACUAGUAGUCAUAGUAGGCCUAGUAGUGGUAACAACCUAGUCCGAGUAGAUCAUAUUAACAUGGUCAUUUUAAAAGUAGCUCGCGAAUCAAAAUAUUGUGGGCACCCCUGGUAUAGGCCUACUGUAGGCUAUCAUCAUGAAAAGGAGCAAGAAGGACAUUAUGUCCUUUUUUGCCCCUGUUGGCAAAAAGCAACAUAGAGAGAGUAAGGAAGAUGAAGAUUAUGAAAGAGGAGAGAGAGCCAGAGGUGGAGAGAGAGCCAGAGGUGGAGAGAGGGUUGGAGAGGUGGAAAGUGAGGCAUCUGAAAGGCAAUCUGAGAGUGAGGAUGAAGACAUUCAGGAUCAGAUUGAGGGACAGAAUGAGGGACAACCCAACGAGUCAUUGGGACAACCAGAUUCACCAUGCAUAUCAAGUACAGCACCAUCAGGUUUGUGAUGUUGAACAAAUGCAUGUGUGUGAGCAGUGUUGGCCUACAAUUCAUAUAGCCUACCCUGAAAGUGUGAAGUCUGAAUAAUAAGUAAUAAAUAUAAAAUAUAAAUAAUAAUAAAUUAAUAAAUGAAUAAUGAUAAAUAAAUGUUGUUCUCAGUAGCACUCUCAUAUUUACUGUAUUCAUCUUUCUCCAGAUAUCAGCAAGUGCUUGGACGACACUCCAGUGCAGCAACAUCUGAAGAAAAGAUUCAUUGUAUGCAAAAAUAGAAAUCUUAUUUUACAAAAAAGAGAAACAUGGUUUUAAGAUUUAUUGAGCACAAUUUAUUUUAUGUUUAGGCUAUUGAGACAGAAUGUUUAUCUCAUUGUAUUUAUGCUCAAUGUAUUUUGUUUUGGUUUUAAAUAAACUAAACUAAACAUUUUGAACGCUUAAAUAUUGCCAUGUUUUGUCCAUAUGUGCCCCCCUGAAAAAACACUGGCCCCACCUUGGCCCCCCUAGUAAUUUUGGUCUAGAACCGCCACUGCUUGUCAGGAAAAAAAAAUGUUGACAUAAAAACAAACAAACAAAAAAAAACAGGAUGUGCAAUGUUGCUAUAUUGUAUUCUCUAUGCAAUGGGUCUAGGCUGGUGUUUAGCCGGCAUUGUCUCUGUUUAGUGUGUUUUUUUUUCAUAUUUCAUGCUGUGUUUUUUUUUUUCAUUUCAUGCAUUCCCUCCUUGUUUUGUGUCUUGUUUUGUUAUAAACGGGACGUUUAUUCUCGUUGGGGGGGACGUAUGUAGCAGAUUUAAUAUCUCAUCUCAUCUCAUCUCAUUAUCUCUAGCCGCUUUAUCCUUCUACAGGGUCGCAGGCAAGCUGGAGCCUAUCCCAGCUGACUAUGGGCGAGAGGCGGGGUACACCCUGGACAAGUCGCCAGGUCAUCACAGGGCUGACACAUAGACACAGACAACCAUUCACACUCACAUUCACACCUACGGUCAAUUUAGAGUCACCAGUUAACCUAACCUGCAUGUCUUUGGACUGUGGGGGAAACCGGAGUACCCGGAGGAAACCCACGCGGACACGGGGAGAACAUGCAAACUCCACACAGAAAGGCCCUCGCCGGCCCCGGGGCUCGAACCCAGGACCUUCUUGCUGUGAGGCGACAGCGCUAACCACUACACCACCGUGCCGCCCCCAGAUUUAAUAUGAGCUUUAAAAUGCAUGUUAUCCCCUCGGGGACUUUCCAUAGGACUGCCAUGUAUUAAUGCUCUCGCGAGAUCUGUGUGUGUGAGUUGGAAUGGUGGGAAAGUGUUCUAAUAAAUGGAAUGAAGAUCUGUGUCUCCCUCCGAACGUGUGUCUCCUCAGUUAUUACAAAACUCUGUUUAUAAGAUAAGUACCAACGCUCGGUUACAUUAUCUCUGUGAGCUAAUUCAUUUGUACUGUCCCUCCUGCUCCCUCAGAUCUUCUGUCUGUGGACUUCUGACUGUCCCACGUUUUAAACUGGCAUCUAUGGGUGGCAGAUCAUUCAGUGUUGCUGCUACUAAACUUUGGAACUCGUUACCACAAUCACUUCGUGAAUGUUCCACUCUCUCUUCCUUCAAAGCUAACUUGAAAACUUUUCUCUUUACUUCACACUACUCUUCCGAGUGUGGCUUUUUUUUUUUUGGUAACUCCUGUGUAAAGCGUCCUUGGGUUUGUGAAAGGCGCUAUAUAAAUUUAACUUUAUUAUUAUUAUUAUUAUUCUGCAAAGUGAAUCAUGCAUCAUGACAUCUGACUCCUCCUCAAAACAAAGUUCACCUGUGUCUAUUGAAAAUCGUGUUUUCCUGAACUGGUUCCUGAAUAAAAUGAAUCCUACCAAGCGUCAGAGACAUGGACUGUAUCCUCACUCUGCGCUAAGAGAGCAGGGAACCAGUCUAAAGUAGCUCAUCUUGUUUCACGGGAAAUGUGUUUGUUUUAUUCAUCAACAUGACAAUAUAUAAAAGUACAAAAAAUAUGUCGCAAUUAUACCAAUUGGCUCAGAGCGAUGAGGGUCAAGGACAUCGUGUGCCAGCAGCGCGGUUGAAGUGGGCAGGUGUCAAACUUGAAACUUUUAUAUCACGAUUGGAGUUAAUAAUAAACGAUAUCACUGAAUAAUGUUCCUUACCUCUAACCAGUAUAUAUAUUACCAUUUUUAUUGUUUUUGAUGGUUUCAUAUAUUUCGUAAUAAUAUUUUUAUUUUCUAAAUAUUUAUCAACAAACCGCCAUUGUGGCACGGGAGCCUGUGAUUGGUGGACAGCUGACAAAGGGUGUCUCCCAUUGGUUGUAAAUUGUGGCAUAAAAAUCAUAAACACAUACGGGACCCGCUGAUUGGCUGUUCACAUACUGAAGCCGAGCGGAGAUGUCCAGCAUCUGUUGCUGUUGUCCGAAGAAAACUACAGCUAAAAAAGUUCUACUACUGGAUUACUUGGACAAUCUUAGUCAGAAAGAAGCGCAGGAUAGAUAUACAUGGAAAUGAUAGAUAUACAUGUUAAUGCACUGUGUAGACGAUGGAGAAACAAGUUUAUUGCCCCUGUGUAGUGCACUAUAAGUCUAGUAGAGACCCAUCUGAGAUUCAGUCUCUCUCUCUCUCUCUCUCUCUGAUUAAAGUUCAUGGUCUC